CAUCCGCCUUCAGUUGUGGCUACUACAAGGAGGUUACCUUCUGAUUCCGGUGCUUUUGCUGACUGGGCGGCUCCGUCUUCCUCCGCCGGCCGCGCUCCCCCUGAUGACCUCUCUCUUGGCUUCAAUGCCGCUCCUGCUGUCGCGCCACCUGCCGGACCCCCUGCCCCUUUGUGGUCCGCUGCGGCUGCCGCUCAGAGGUCUCUCAAUUAUGGCCUUGGAUCGGAGAUGGGAAUGGUCGGGUUACGAGAUGUGUAUGUUGUCGCUCCGGCUGCCUCUUUUAAUCCAAAUCCUCACCAUCACGACCCUAAUCUCAUCUCUGAUGAUCAUUCCCUUGCCGCCUCUAACUCCGCCACUGCCCUCGGUGUCGGAGUAGGCGUCGGUGUUAUUCCGCUUCUCACUGCUGGCCCCUGCCUCGGCGUUGAGGAGGAUAAUCUCUUGGGUAGUCGCAGUGGUAGCAGAGGCGGAGGGAUUCAGCUAUGGCAGCAGAAUCAGCAAUCGACGCAACAUUAUUUGAAGAAAACGCCGUCGUCUUCUCUCGACCAUCACCUCCAUAAUGCCUCCGGUACGAACAACGACCUUAUCGGAGGAGGAAUCGGCGUCUUUGGAGGUUUAGCUUCGUCGUCCUCGGCGACGACCACGUGCCAGGACUGUGGGAACCAAGCGAAGAAAGAUUGUAGUCGUGGACGCUGCAGAACUUGUUGUCGAAGCCGAGGGUUCGAUUGCGCGACUCACGUGAAGAGCACGUGGGUUCCUGCAGCCCGCCGGAGAGAGCGACAGCUCAUGGCCAUCACCGGAACCGCCGCAGAUGGCUCUUCAGGUUCCGCCUCCGGCACGAAGAAACCGAGGCUUAUAGCCUCGCAAACCACUUCUCACACUUCCACAUCUAACACCACACCUCCAGGAAGCAUCGACACGAGCUCCAGUCAUCAAGAUGCAGGAUUUAAAGAGGAAUUACCAGGCCAAAUACGUGCACCGGCGGUUUUCAAGUGCGUGAGAGUGACGGCGGUGGAUGACGGCGAGGACGAGUACGCGUAUCAAGCGGUCGUGAAGAUCGGGGGCCAUGUUUUCAAAGGAUUUUUGUACGAUCAAGGCGUUGAAGCCGGAGAUGGCUUUCCUAAUGUAUCGGAACUGCAUUUGAGCGACGGCGGCGGUGGGAGCAGAAAUAAUCGGAAUGGAUCUUCUUCUGCUCCGUUUGUCGAUCCAUCGGAUGUUUACAACGCGGCCGCCUCCGGCAAUGGUGGUGCUCCAGGUUUUCUCGGUGGUUCAAAUUAUGGUAAUCAAAUCCGCUGAUAUAUUUUAUUCUAAUUUUCUUAACGGUUCAAGGUUCUUCCCAGAAUCAAUUGGAAGCCAAGGAUCUGCAACUGUGUAAUCUCAUCGGACUCUUCUUCCUUUUCUACUAACCCAAUUUUCCCUUGAAUCCAAUUUAUUUAUGUCUCAUCAUCUUCUUGGACUGAUUCAGAUUGUGUAUAUCUCACUUCUUUCAACAAAUUCUCCUUACUCAAUAUUCAACUCUUUUCAUGCCUUUGAUCUUUCACC
Messenger RNA from Cucurbita pepo subsp. pepo (vegetable marrow), 1536 nucleotides. Its product is annotated as protein LATERAL ROOT PRIMORDIUM 1. Gene Ontology annotation, molecular function: DNA-binding transcription factor activity; DNA binding. Gene Ontology annotation, cellular component: nucleus. Lineage: Eukaryota; Viridiplantae; Streptophyta; Magnoliopsida; Cucurbitales; Cucurbitaceae. The record is from RefSeq and is a predicted model, not a curated record. Gene Ontology annotation, biological process: positive regulation of DNA-templated transcription.